Messenger RNA from Vitrella brassicaformis, 2931 nucleotides. NCBI's taxonomy places the organism in Eukaryota, Vitrellaceae. The record is from the annotation of a GenBank genome assembly.
GAAACGGCGGAAGAAAAAGGGGAAGAAGAGAGGCGCCCUAGGAGAUCCAUAUGGCUUGUUAUCUAUAAAAAAGUCGAACAGCGAUGGUCCGCAAGCGUCGCCGCAACGAUGACGACGAGGAGGACUUUGCGAGUCUCGAUGCGGCGUCUGAAGAGGAGGACGAGGCACCCGACACCGAGGGAGACGAAGACGACGAUGACGAGGUCAGAAUCUCAGCAAGCACGGCAAUUCAUGUGUAUCUCGUUGCAUGUCUGUGGCUGUGCCAUGACUGUCUGUGAUCAGGAUGAGGAGGAGGAUGACGACGAGGAGUCCGAGGCAGAGCCUGAGAAGAAGGAGCUGCCUGAGCGGGGCACGCGAGGGAAGCGCAUGGUCGCACUCCUCGGCGAAGCACUCGACAAGGACCAACAGGUCAGUCAGUCAGCCAGCCAAAUACCAACACGCCCAUACACUCGUUAACCCCACCCACCCACUGCCUUGUUGCUGUCUGCCUCUCUAUCUGGUUGUGUACGUAUCAGUUUUGGCAGCACGACACUUGGCGGGAGGAGAAUGACGCGGAGGACAGUGAGUACGACAAGAAGGAUGACGAGAAGGAGUUCAAGGAGGACCUCAGCGACAGCGACAUCGACGAGCCCGAAGACGAAGAUGAGGACGAGGACCAGGAGCCCGUCGAGGAGAAGGUCAAGAAGAAGUCCAAGUACGUCGACCCCGCACUCCUCAGGAAGAAAGCCGCCAUGGCCAAGGCAAAACCAAAGCCCAAGGCGCUGGCUAGGGGAGAGAAGAGGAAACCCAAAGCAGGUCAGGGAGGCAAUGCAUGAUAAAGACAGGCAGGCAGAGAGGCAGGCAAUGACGCGUGUGUGUGUGUGUGUGUGUGUGUGCCAGCCCGUGCUGACUCGUCGCAGUCUCAGUCGGACUUGCUGGCGAUGAGUGCGGACCGUGCGAAGCGAGCCACCACCAAGCAGCAGUCAGAACUGCUCAACGAGGAACUCAAAAUGAGAGAGGAGGAACAGGUACACACACACACACACACACGUGCAUCCAUGGCUCUCUCUCUCUCUCUGCGUGUACAAUUGUUGUUUAGAAGUGGCGCACUCGUCGGAAGAAGGUCACUCCCGUGAAGCGUGUGUACGUCCCCACACAGGAGGAGCUGCUGCGGGAGGCCAAGAUCACCGAGGAGUACAACACGGCCUCACUCGAGGCCCUGCGCAGGAUGGUACGCACAGACACAGCAGGGCAGGCCUGCCCAGGCCGGGCACACACCGACACACACUCGGGGAAGAAUGGGCUCUGUUUCUGCACAUGUGUGUUCUGUGUGUCUUAUGUACUGCUGCCUGCAGGAGGAGGUCAAGAAGCAGAAGAUCAUGGCCCAGGCCAAGAAAAAGUAAAUAACCACACACACACACCACACAAACCACAGACGACUGACGAGUGACGCUUGAUUCUCACUUCUUUCUCCCCUCCUCUGCCUGCCUGUCUGCGCUUCAGGCAGCACCGGGGCCCCAAGAUCAUCUUCACAUCGUCCUCCAAGAUCCACCAUGACAGGCGCAAGCCGCACCCCAACACACACAUGGCCAACGGGCCCUCCGCACCGGCAGCGGCACCGGCACCUGCUGCUGCUGCUGCUGCAUCGACGGAGCCCGGUAGCCGCGAGAUAGUGUUCUUCCAGCGGGGAGCGCUGCCCAAGUGGCUGGAUGCCAUCGGUGCACCAACACGUGAGCCAACGAUAGAGAAGGGGAGGGACGGAGGGGGAGAGUGCGUCUUGAUCAUGCGAGCAUCUGUGCCUGUGGGGUGUGCCUGUGGUGGGUGCCUGUGGUGGGUGCCUGUGGUGUGUGUGUGUGUGUGUGUCUUUGUGUGCCCAGAGCCCAAGGCCAAGCGUUGCAAAGUGACAGGUGUGGCGAGAAACAAAUUGUCUGUCUGUGCACUACCGCAGACACGUGUCUGUCUGUGCAUCUGUCUGUUUGUGUGCGCAGGUCGUCCUGCGAGGUACCGUGACCCCAAGACUAAGGAGUAUUUCAGCGACGCGAAGGCCUUCAAGGCCCUGCGCACCCACCACCACCUGCAGGAGGACAAGACCUUCGUCACACAAAUGCUCCACAUACGGGUGGGUCAGCCGACGACCGACAAGCCAGACAUCAGAGACAUCAGACGCACUGUGUGUGUGUUCACACAUUGUGUCUGUCGUCGGUUCUGUUGGCUGCCUGCAGGACUUGAUUGAGGCCAAGCGUAAGGAGGUGCAGCGCUUCGAGGAGAGGCAGGCCGAGCGCAACAGACAGCUGGGCCUCAGCGCAGACGGCCAGAUACAACACCCCAUGGAAGCACCACCACCACCGCCACCACCACCAGCAGCCCCCGUCAUCAAGCAAGACCCCUCGCCCCUCCCCGCCCCUCCCCCUCAGGAAGAGCCCAGCCCCCGCCCUUUUGCCGGCAUGGCACCCAUGCAGACGCAAGCCCAGUACACGCAGCUUCUCCUGCAGCAGCAACAGCAACAGCAGCAGCAGCAGCAGGCCUUCCCUGCCGCUGUUCGUCCACCUUUUGUGCAUCCCUUCCUGGCGAUGGGUGCGGGUGGACCGUUUGCAAUGCGGCCGGUGAUGAGGCGAGAUGCGGCUGGUGCUGGGGGUGGGGGGCAGGGUCAGGCAGGGCUGCGCCAGGGGGUGCAGAAUGGUGGGUUGGGGAUGGGCAUGAGAUGAGACUCAAUUGCUCGGUUCGUUGGUGUGGUUGUCUGUGUUGUGCAUACCGAUCCGUGACCAUCAAGUCGAUGAGAGGCGGGGGCGUGAGUAGCUACUCAAGCCAGGCCCCUCGUCUGCUUGCUGGUCACGGGUCGGAUGCACAACAAAUCAAUGCCGCCACCAGGGUAACACAAAUUGGAGGUCGUCUUCUCUCUGUGAAGCGUCCGUUCGAUUCUCGAGGCGCCCCACGUUCACUCAUCAGCUACUG